AUGGACUUGGUUAACCAUUUGAACGACAGAUUGCUGUUUGCAAUCCCGAAGAAAGGACGUCUUUACGACAAAUGUGUCUCGAUCUUGAAGGGCUCUGACAUCAAAUUCCACCGGUCACAGAGACUCGACAUCGCUCUUUCGACAAAUUUGCCCGUCGCAUUGAUCUUUCUGCCUGCGGCAGACAUCCCAAUGUUCGUGGGCGAAGGUAAGUGCGACCUGGGCAUCACCGGCGUGGAUCAGGUGCGCGAGGCAGACAUGGACGUCGAGCUGCCUAUCGAUCUGCAGUUCGGCAACUGCAAACUGCAGGUGCAGGUUCCUGCAAACGGCGGAUACACGGACCCCAGGCAAUUGAUCGGCAAGACGAUCGUGUCGAGCUUCACCAACCUGACCACAAAGUAUUUCGCGGAGCUCGAGGGCACCACGGAGGACAAGAUCGCGACCAAGAUCAGAUACGUAGGAGGGUCCGUGGAGGCGUCGUGCGCCCUGGGCAUCGCAGAUGCGAUUGUCGAUCUUGUCGAGAGCGGCGAGACCAUGCGCGCCGCGGGCCUGACCGACAUCGCCACGGUCUUGGAGACCAGCGCCUACUUGAUAGAAUCCAAGCAUCCAAAGAGCGACCCAGAGUUGAUCGCCACGAUCAAGUCGAGAAUCGAGGGUGUCAUGACCGCCCAACAAUACGUCUGUUGUAACUACAACGCCCAGACCAAGGACCUGGACAAACUGCUCCCCAUCACGCCGGGCCGCAGGGCCCCCACCAUCUCCCACAUCGACGACGAGGGCUGGGUUGCCGUCUCGUCGAUGAUCGAGAGGUCCAAGAAAGGUGCCAUCAUGGAUGAGCUCAAGAAGAAGGGUGCUGCAGAUAUCAUGGUCUUUGAGAUCUCCAACUGCCGGGUAUAA
Messenger RNA from Torulaspora globosa, 894 nucleotides. It is a transcript of the gene HIS1, whose product is annotated as ATP phosphoribosyltransferase. The transcript has a single exon. Bases 1 to 894 code for a protein of 297 amino acids. Gene Ontology annotation, cellular component: cytoplasm. Gene Ontology annotation, molecular function: magnesium ion binding; ATP phosphoribosyltransferase activity. Gene Ontology annotation, biological process: L-histidine biosynthetic process. The record is from RefSeq and is a predicted model, not a curated record. Lineage: Eukaryota; Fungi; Ascomycota; Saccharomycetes; Saccharomycetales; Saccharomycetaceae.